This is a messenger RNA of Lepus europaeus (European hare), 616 nucleotides long. RefSeq lists its product as uncharacterized. The record is from RefSeq and is a predicted model, not a curated record. Lineage: Eukaryota; Metazoa; Chordata; Mammalia; Lagomorpha; Leporidae. The transcript is spliced from 4 exons. The coding region runs from base 1 to 609 and encodes 202 amino acids.
AUGCCGCGGCUCCGUAGGGGACGUAGGCGAGAGCGAGCGAGGCGAGCGGGGCGCCCAGGCGCCUGCAGACUGCGGGGAGGCGCGCGCCGCUCCGAGGCUCCGGCCUCCGCUCCCCUGCGCCCCGACGCUGCGGGCGACAGGGCUCGGCUCCAGCAGCAGCCGCCGCCGUCGUCGCCGCCGCCGCCGCCACCCGGACAACCCGGCAAAAGUUUGGAUCUGGGGGAGGGAGCGGCGCUGAGCGGGAUUACCACCACCAGGGCUGGAAAGAGACCUCGGGAACCUUCACAGGAUUGUAUUUAUGGUACCAAAAAUACAAAGGCAGUUUCAACUGAUUGUUUGGAUUCCUCCCAAAGUAUUUGUGGCCGAAAUUCCUUUUGGACUCUGAGCUGCCUUUUUUACAUAAGCUUUGGAUUGGAAUCAAUAGAUGCCAGGCGCAUUCAGCCUAAUAGCAGGUUGUGGACUGAGUUUAAUCGAGAAGUGUACGGGCUGAUCAAUGCUGGCCUGACCUACAGCAGAAGAAGGGAGCUCCACCUGCCCAGGUGCACUUGUGUUGAUACCACUGAUAACUUGGUGUCAUCCACUGCCUGUGUGGAAAAUUCUCCCUAUUGAAUUGUUU